Brassica rapa (field mustard) is the source of this 1548-nucleotide messenger RNA. Its product is annotated as UDP-rhamnose/UDP-galactose transporter 6. NCBI's taxonomy places the organism in Eukaryota, Viridiplantae, Streptophyta, Magnoliopsida, Brassicales, Brassicaceae. The record is from RefSeq and is a predicted model, not a curated record.
UUUCAUAUUGAGAGAAAAAGAAGGGUAUAAUAAUAAUAAGAAUCAAAUGUAGGUAGAAAAAAAAAAAAAAAAAGGAAACGAAAUAGCUGGAGCCUGACUAGUACUAGUAUCGCUCCACGAGCCGUACGUUGCCCAACUGCCUUUUUUCUUCAGAGAACUCUUUUUUUUUCUUUAUCCACACUCUCUCGCCGUCUCCGGCGCCGGUGCUCUGCUCCGAUCACCUCCGCCUCAUUCAAUCUCUCUUCAUACUCUGAGUUUUGAUCAAAUUAGUGUUGAUGAACACGUAAGAAUCGGGAAGUGAAAAGAGAGAGAGAAUGGGACAUUGAAGAAUAAUAAGAAGAAAUAGAGAUUUGAGGAAGAGAGAGAGAAUGGCUCCUGUGAGUAAAGCGGAUAAGAAGACAGCAGCAGAUGCUGGGGCUUGGAUGUUCAAUGUCGUCACUUCUGUUGGUAUCAUCAUUGUCAAUAAAGCUUUAAUGGCCACUUACGGUUAUAGCUUUGCUACAACCUUAACCGGUUUACAUUUUGCUUUCACAACUCUCAUGACCAUUGUUCUAAGAUGUCUUGGUUACAUUCAGCCUUCUCAUCUUCCCUUUACCGAGCUUCUCAGAUUUGUUUUCUUUGCCAACUUCUCCAUCGUUGGAAUGAACGUCAGUCUUAUGUGGAACUCUGUUGGUUUUUAUCAGAUUGCAAAGCUCAGCAUGAUUCCUGUAUCCUGCUUGUUGGAGAUGGUGUUAGAUAAGAUCCGUUACUCCAGACACACCAAGCUUAGCAUAGGACUUGUUCUUGUUGGUGUUGGUGUCUGCACUGUCACUGAUGUUAGUGUCAAUAGCAAAGGCUUUCUAGCCGCUUUUGUUGCCGUCUGGAGUACUUCUCUCCAACAAUACUAUGUACAUUACCUUCAGCGCAAGUACUCCCUUAGCUCAUUCAACCUAUUGGGACAUACCGCUCCAGCCCAAGCCGCAACAUUGCUGGUUGUUGGUCCAUUUCUUGAUUAUUGGCUCACAGAAAAAAGAGUUGACAUGUACGACUACAACUUGGUCUCCGUGCUGUUUAUAACCCUCUCGUGCACAAUAGCAAUCGGGACCAACCUAAGCCAGUUCAUAUGCAUCGGGAGAUUCACAGCGGUGUCAUUUCAAGUCCUGGGACACAUGAAGACAAUCCUGGUGCUGGUGAUGGGAUUUUUCUUCUUUGGUAGAGAAGGUCUGAACUUGCAUGUGGUUAUUGGAAUGGUUAUUGCAGUACUUGGUAUGAUCUGGUACGGUAAUGCCUCUUCCAAGCCAGGAGGCAAAGAGCGAAGAAGCUAUUCUCUUCCAACUACUCGUCAACAGAAGCUUGGAGCUGCUUCGGAUUCUGAUGACAACGAAGACAAAGCCUAGUAGUAGUAUUAAGUAGUAAAUGAUCAGGAACAUCACAUAGCUACCACAUCUCUGUUUUGAUUUAUGGUCUUAUGAUCCUCCCAGACGUUUGAGAUUGUUUUGUAAUGUUUUUUCUCGGAAUCAUUGUUUACAAUUGUAUCAACCCAUAAUAUAUGAGAUUUCUUUUUAAUAA